This is a messenger RNA of Cheilinus undulatus (humphead wrasse), 1260 nucleotides long. RefSeq names its product NPHS2 stomatin family member, podocin (gene nphs2). The coding region runs from base 1 to 1260 and encodes 419 amino acids. NCBI's taxonomy places the organism in Eukaryota, Metazoa, Chordata, Actinopteri, Labriformes, Labridae. The record is from RefSeq and is a predicted model, not a curated record. The transcript is spliced from 9 exons. Gene Ontology annotation, cellular component: plasma membrane.
AUGGUAAAUGAUGUGACCCUCCCUGUACCACCCCCUCCCUACAAAACAGCUCUCAUUCUUGCGUUUGGAACAGAGAGAGCAGCGACAUCAAACUUCACAACAGCCAUCUUUCCUACGCUCACUGCAGAGCCUCCAGCCAGCAUGCAGAACUCCUCCAACGGCCAUCCCAGUCUCCCUCCAAAACCCAAACUGAUGCCAAGAAAGGAGAGAGGAGCCUCGGUGCCCACAAGGAGUCACAGAGAGAGACCAUCGAAGGAGAGCAGGGUCGCUGAGUCUUCAUCGGUGAGGUCUGAGAAAGUGCAGAAGGAGAGGCUGGAGACAAAUGAUGUGAAGAUGGAACAGGAGACUGAGGUGAAGGUGAAAACCACCGUGGUGGACAUUGACAGUGUGAGAGACAAGGAGGUUAAAGAGGAGAACCUGGGACUCCUAGAAGCAGCAGACCAGGAGGAUGGUCUGAAGCGCAAAAACCUGGGAGUGUUCGAGUGGCUGCUCAUGGUCUUUGUCUUGACUCUGGUUCUCAUCUUCUUUCCUCUUUCCAUCUGGUUCUGUGUCAAAAUUGUGAGGGAGCAUGAGAGGGCUGUGAUCUUCAGAAUGGGUCACCUGCUGCGAGGCAAACCAAAAGGACCAGGUCUUCUUUUCUAUCUUCCUUUUUUAGAUGUGUGCCACAAGGUCGACAUUAGACUGAAAAUGCUGAAGGUUCCUCUUCAUACGGUGGUGACAAAGGACCUGCAGAGGCCUGAGCUGAGUGCAGUGUGUUAUUACCAGAUAGAAAACAUUACUCUGUGCAGCUCAGCUCUGUCCAGUCUGACCACGGUGCUGCAGACUCUUGUCCAGGCGGGGGUCAGAGACAUCCUUGCCCAGCACACGAUCAGCCAUAUCCUGCUGCAUAGGAGGAGGAUCGGACAGCAGAUACAAGUGGCCGUUGACUCUGUAGCUUGCCGAUGGGGCAUCAAGGUGGAGAGAACAGAUAUAGACGAGCUCAGUUUUCCAGUGGAGUUACAGCAGAGUCUGGCUGCUGAUGCCGAGGCCAAGAGGCAUCAACAAGCCAGGGUAAAAGCAUUAGAAGGGGACAGAGAUGCCUGGGAGGGCUUCAGGUCCUCCCUACGUCUCCUCCAACCAGCCCUGGUACUUCCACUCCCUUCAGACCUCCUCAACAUGAGCCCUGACCUCUCGGCCUUACCGCCCCCUCCUCCCCCAGCAAUGGAAGAUGAAGCACGGAUGGCAGAGCAGGAAUCGGAGACAGACUCACCAAUGAUGUGA